Molecule: messenger RNA, 1605 nt
Organism: Lacerta agilis (Sand lizard)
Lineage: Eukaryota; Metazoa; Chordata; Lepidosauria; Squamata; Lacertidae
Gene: RAP1A
Product: RAP1A, member of RAS oncogene family
Exons: 9
Coding region: 289-843 (184 amino acids)
Biological process (GO): Rap protein signal transduction; cellular response to cAMP; negative regulation of synaptic vesicle exocytosis
Cellular component (GO): plasma membrane
Molecular function (GO): GTP binding; GTPase activity; GDP binding
Source: RefSeq, a predicted model, not a curated record
AGGGAGGGAAGAGGGGCGGAGCGGAUGAGCUGCCGCCGCCGCCGCGCACUGGAGCUGCCGCGCCUCAAGCCCAGCAAGGCAGGCAGGCAGGCAGCGAGCGGAGAGCCGGAGGAAGGAAGGAAGGAAAGAAGGACGGAAGCGAGCGAGCGGGCGGCCGGCUUGGCUCGCCCCGGCAGGCAGCGGCGACGGGUCCCUUGGAGGGAGUUUGGGAAGACCUCUAGCAGGUGCUGUCAAUACUGAUGAGAGAUCUUAUAUGCCAAGACUGUCAGUAUUUGAAUAGACCACAUCAUGCGUGAGUACAAGCUAGUGGUCCUUGGCUCAGGUGGCGUUGGGAAGUCUGCUUUGACUGUACAGUUUGUUCAGGGAAUUUUUGUUGAAAAAUAUGACCCCACAAUAGAAGACUCGUACAGAAAGCAAGUGGAAGUAGACUGUCAACAAUGUAUGCUUGAAAUCCUCGAUACAGCAGGGACAGAGCAAUUUACAGCAAUGAGGGAUCUCUAUAUGAAGAACGGCCAGGGGUUUGCACUAGUAUAUUCUAUUACAGCACAGUCCACGUUCAAUGACUUGCAGGACCUGAGGGAGCAGAUCUUACGGGUCAAGGACACAGAAGACGUUCCCAUGAUUCUGGUUGGCAAUAAAUGUGACCUGGAAGAUGAACGUGUAGUUGGCAAAGAACAGGGACAGAACUUAGCAAGACAGUGGUGUAACUGUGCCUUUCUAGAGUCAUCUGCAAAGUCGAAAAUCAAUGUUAACGAGAUCUUUUAUGAUCUCGUCAGACAGAUAAAUAGAAAAACACCAGUGGAAAAGAAGAAGCCUAAAAAGAAAUCAUGUCUGCUGCUCUAGACCCACAGCAUGCAGCAGCUCUGAGCCAGGAUUACAGGAAUGAAGAACUGUUGCCUAAUUUGGAAAGUGCCACCAUUCCAGACUUCAAAUAACUACACCACAAAUUAACAACAUAUCCGAAGAGGCUUCUGUUUUUAUAUAUUAUGUGAAGAAUUUAGAUCUUAUAAUGGUUUGCACAAAGGUCCCUUGGGGGGGAGGAAAUAAAAUAAAAUUGCUUUGUGUAUAUCUCUUGGGAAUUAAAGACAAUAGUCCUUCUCCUUUGCAAUAGCAGUUAACAGAUGUGAUAAUAAAUAUAAUUGACUCUAGUUGUAUGAUUAUACAAAAGAGCAUGGAUGCAUUUCAGAUGUUAGAUAUUGCUACUAUAAUUUCAUAUUGACCUCUUACCAUAAUUCUUCUCCCAUCCAGCACUAAAAAUGGUCAGCCAGUAAUACUUUAUAUCUAUCAUGAUAGAUACAAUUAUACAAAUUUUACCCUUUGAACUCAUGGCAGCAAAUAACUUUCCAAGUCAUUGACUUCAUUUUAUAUUUAAAAAGUUACGGAAUAUCAUUAUUUUCAUUCUGCCAUUAUAUUCUAAUUAAAAUUGUGCAUAAUGCUUUGGGAAAAAAUGGGUCUUUUAUAGGAAAAAAAACUGGGAUAACUGAUUUCUAUGGCUUUGAAAGCUAAAAUAUAUAAUAUACUAAACCAACUCUAAUAUUGCUUCUUGUGUUUUACUGUCACAGAUUAAAUUACAGCUUUUAUGAAUGAUUAAAUUUUAGUACAUUU